Cavia porcellus (domestic guinea pig) is the source of this 5467-nucleotide messenger RNA. RefSeq names its product solute carrier family 2 member 2 (gene Slc2a2). Gene Ontology annotation, biological process: D-glucose transmembrane transport. The transcript has 11 exons. Bases 139 to 1713 code for a protein of 524 amino acids. NCBI's taxonomy places the organism in Eukaryota, Metazoa, Chordata, Mammalia, Rodentia, Caviidae. Gene Ontology annotation, cellular component: brush border; membrane. The record is from RefSeq and is a predicted model, not a curated record.
AGCCCUACGCCGCCUUCACCUUGCUCCUCCUCCUACAAUGUAUAACCAGGCAGAGCUCUGAGCGUAGGCAAGGACUGUCAGCUACACAUUCCACGCUCAGUACAGGACCUGGAAUUAUCAGGACACCAAGCCCAUAGAAUGGCAGGAGAUAAGAUCACUGGAACUUUGGUUUUCACUGUCUUCACUGCGGUCCUGAGUUCUUUCCAGUUUGGAUAUGACAUAGGUGUGAUCAAUGCACCUCAACAGAUAAUAAUAUCUCAUUAUAGAAAUGUUUUGGGCAUUUCACUGGAUGACCGAAAGGCUACCAACAACUAUGUUAUCAACACUACAGAUACAUUGCCCACAAUCUCAUACCCAGGGGGCCCAACACCAGGCCCCAGGCCUGAGGAGGAGACUAUGACAUCUACUGGCCUAAUCACCAUGCUCUGGUCCUUGUCUGUAUCUACCUUUGCAGUGGGUGGAAUGAUUGCAUCAUUCUUUGGUGGGUGGCUUGGGGACAAGCUUGGAAGAAUCAAAGCCUUGUUGGCAGCAAACAGUCUCUCGUUAGCUGGAGCUCUCUUGAUGGGGUGUGCCAAACUGGGGCCAUCUCAUAUUCUCGUGAUUGCAGGAAGAAGCAUAUCAGGACUCUACUGUGGGCUAAUUUCAGGGCUGGUUCCCAUGUACAUUGGGGAAAUUGCUCCAACCUCGCUCAGGGGUGCUCUUGGCACCCUUCAUCAGCUGGCCAUUGUCACGGGCAUUCUUAUCAGUCAGAUUGUUGGCCUUGACUUUAUCCUGGGCAAUCAUGACCUGUGGCACAUAAUGUUUGGCCUGUCUGCUGUACCAGCUCUUUUGCAGUCUCUGUUCCUAAUCUUCUGUCCAGAAAGUCCCAGAUAUCUUUAUAUCAAGUUGGAAGAAGAAGUCAAAGCAAAGCAAAGUUUGAAAAGACUCAGAGGAAGUGAUGAUGUCACUAAAGACAUGAAUGAAAUGAAAAAGGAAAAAGAAGAAGCAUCAAGUGAGAAAAAGGUAUCUGUUACCAAGCUCUUCACCAAUUCCAGCUACCGAACACCUAUGAUAGUCGCACUGAUGCUGCACAUGGCUCAGCAAUUUUCUGGAAUCAAUGGGAUCUUUUACUAUUCAACCAGUAUUUUUCAGACAGCAGGAAUCAGCCAGCCUGUUUAUGCAACCAUCGGAGUUGGCGCCAUCAACCUGGUUUUCACUGCUGUCUCUGUGUUGCUUGUGGAGAAGGCAGGACGGCGCUCUCUGUUUCUAAUUGGAAUGAGCGGGAUGUUUUUCUGUGCCAUCUUCAUGUCAGUGGGACUUGUGCUACUGGACAAGUAUGCUUGGAUGAGUUACGUGAGCAUGACGGCCAUCUUUCUCUUCGUCAGUUUCUUUGAAAUUGGGCCAGGCCCGAUCCCCUGGUUCAUGGUGGCCGAGUUCUUCAGCCAAGGACCGCGCCCUACAGCUCUAGCACUGGCAGCCUUCUGCAACUGGUUUUGCAAUUUCAUUAUAGCUUUAUGUUUCCAGUACAUUGCGGACUUCUGUGGACCUUAUGUGUUUUUCCUCUUUGCUGGAGUGGUCCUGGUCUUUACUCUGUUUACAUUUUUUAAAGUUCCAGAAACUAAGGGAAAGUCUUUUGAGGAAAUUGCUGCAGACUUCCGAAAGAAGAGUGGCUCAGCCCAACAGCCAAAAGCUCCAGUAGAAAUGGAAUUCCUUAGAGAUACAGAGACUGUGUAAAGACAGUUUGCUUUUUUAUAUGUACAAAACAGGAAGGAAAUUAUAUAUUUUAGAUUCUUCAAGAAGUUUAUGCACAUAUUUCAAAGUAUUAUUUUAUUUUUUAAAGUGUUGCAUUGGCUCUGAUCAGAAAUGUUAACAAAUGUUACCAAGGAAAGUGUUUUUUAACUUAGAGACUCUAUCUAUUUUUAGUGGUUAGACUGUAAUUAAGUACAUGACAAGGAUAGUUAGCUUGUUUUGGUACUCUAAAGGACAAAGAAGUGCUAAUAUUCUCAGUCCUAUUUUAUAUUACAAUAUUGCCCUGAAGUUGAAGAGCUUUUAAUAUAGUAUUGCUUCAUUAAAUGAGUGACCAGACACCAGGAGAUACAACCAGUAUCUAUCUAUUUAAAAACAGUUAAAUUGUAAUUCACUGAUGACCCACAGACCUUAUACCAAUGGAGAUAUAGCUAGUGGCAGUAAGAUUCAUGUAAAAAUCAACUUUUCUAUUUCUCUUACCAUGCUUCUGUCUUAUUAGAAUUUGUUUAAUAUUUUAUUCUUCAGUAUUCUCAUGCAGAAUAAUUUACUGAAUAUGGCAAAAUAUGUUUAUGAAGAAAAACAUUUAUUUUGGGUAGAUACCAAAAAUCUUCCUGUACUCAGGAAAAACAUCUAAUUGUUUCUUCUGGUUAAUAACCAAAUAGCUUUUCAAGACUCAACAGUUAAAAGGUUUUAGCUGGCCAUAUAUAGGACUGGAUUGGAUUAUCAGUCAAUAUUAGUGCUUACUGCAAAACCAUGUGAAGACCUUACUGUUCAUUCUUUAUGUUUUAUUUUGUUUUACUCUAUAGCAUAGACUCGUUAUCUGAGCUAUGUUACAAAGUAACUCAAUCAUGAGUCAGGCAUUUUGUAUAUUUACUCAAACCUCAAUAAAUUGGAUCAAUCUAACUCAGGAACAUUUGGAGUAAAGGAUUGCUAUUCAUCAAGAAAAAAAUUUUUUCUUGUUUAGCAAGGUUCAAACAAGUUAAGAGGCAUGGCUUCAAAAUUCCAAAAGGUGGGGUCCUGAAACCAUGAAUGCUCAGCUUCACACUUGAUCAAAAUCCCUGUUUGAUUUUCCUGGAAACACUAUGUUCCCUACCCCAGAACAACCAUUCCCUUUGACCCUCCUUCUUUGUCUUAACUAUAGAUAGAUGCCAUUCAAGCUACUCCUCUAUUGCUGUUACUAGUAAGUACUAUAUGCUACUAAUGGGGUAGACACAGCUCUAAGAACGUCAACCCACAUAGGCAAAUUGGAAAUACACAGAUGGUUAAAUAGACGUCACCUUAUAGUGGACUUUACAAAUAUGGAUGCACCCUUCUGAUGAAUAUCAAAGGCUUAGCAGAGCACUGAAGUUAUCUGCAGGAUGUUCUCCCCAUAAAAUGGAACACUGAGUCAAUCUUCUUUAUGUUUCUUUUAAUAUACAUGGAAGAAAAACAAAAUGCUUUAAAUACAUUUUAAGAAUUAAAAAAAAAACUUCCUCUCUCUUGGUUAAAGUUUUUCACCUGUAUGCAAAAUUUGGCAAUGGAAGUAUCAUGAAAUUAGUUUUCUUCACUUUGACUAAUUUUUUUAAAAAAUAUAGUUGGGCCAACUUAAAGCUAUUUUCACUUGUGACUUCAGGAUAACUAGUGAGCAUAACUAGUUCAAGAACUCUGUGAACUCUAGACUGUUUCAGUAGGAGAACAGGAAAAUGUUUCUGGUGGCUCUUGUCACUAUUUCAGGAUGCUAAAGGCCUUUGUUACAAUAAUAAAGGAAUCUUCCCCUUCAUAAGAGAAUGUAAUAUUUACCAAAUCAUGAUUCUUGGAUUCAUUUACUAAAAAAAAAAAGCAGUAAAGGUUUUUUAAAAUAGUGCCAAAGACUACUUUUAAAUUGUAGUUAGUUAUUUUGACUGACUCACAAACACCAGAUAUUCAGAGUCUGAAGUUUUCUUCCUCCAUGUAAUUUAAGGAUCUUUCAUCAUUUUCCUUCCCCAUUUUUUUCCUGGCAGAGAGUCAUCUUUCAUAUCUAUCAGAACACCAUGCUAACCCUGCAGACACCAAAAUCCUCAAAUGUUGAAGGACCUUAGAGAAAAAUGUAGUAGUAUUUACAUAUAACCUACAUAAAUCCUCCUAUAUAUAUUGCAUUAUCUCUAGGUUACUUAUAAGACAAUGUAAAUACACUAUGUAAAUAGUUAUUACAUUGUAUUAUUUAGGGAAUAAUGACAAGAAAAAUAUCUGCACAUGUUUAGUACAGAUGUCAUAAAAAAAAUUUCAGUCUGAGGGUGUAGAAGCCACCAAGACCACAGCUAACUGUGUAGAAAAUACUGAGGAUAAAUGAGAAGGCAAUAAAGCUUUACACAAGGACCAAAGAACUAGUUUAACAAAACAAAAACCCUAGGUAAUAAACAUUAUACUCUAUAGUAAACAAGAAUAACACUGUUUAGAUUUAAUCAUAGGAAACUUAAAUACAAACUUGAACACUUAAUUUUCCAAGUAUCAUUUUUGAGGAAGUAUUUUCAUACAGUAAAACAAAUAAGGUUUUCUCUUAGCUAGUUCAAAAUAUGAUUAGAAUUCUUGGUCUGGCCACUCACCUGAUGCACCUGGCUAUUGCCCACUGCCAUGUCUUGGGUAGGAAAGUGUGUUUUCCAAUUUUAUUUCCUGUUUUCCUCUACAUAGUCACCACUGUGCUCUCAGGUACUAGUAAGUCAUUAGUACACACACAAACACACACACACACGCACACACACACACACACACACACACAUGCACACACACACACACACCAAGAAGCUCACAGUGUAAUGAAGAAUGCAGGAAAACCAGGGUAAUUAUAUACCAUCUGGAUUUUAUGCCUUUCAUGAACCAGGUUCAUAGAAAAUGGGCACAGUGUUACCUACCUCAGAGAACUGUCACGCAGAUUAAGCAUAGAAUAUUAAGCACAGUGCCUAUUAAAAGGGAAUGCUCAGUAAAUGUUACCUAGAAUUAAUAUUCCCAGAAAUACUGUUGGAAAAAAGGUUAUUACAUAUGAGAUAAUUAUAGAUUUUCUUUUAAAUGAAAAGAGUUUUUAUAAGUUCAAGAUAAUAUUUUACUUCAAAAAAAUCUCAAAACAAGGAAAUGGUAAGAAUCAAGGGUAAGUACUAGUCUAUCUAAUUCCUAAAUCCAAAUGUGAUAUUUUUUACAAGAAAGUCUUUAAGAGUUUUGUAUUUUUUAAAUUUGCUUUCACUUACGUUAUUUUUAAGGGAUCAAUAUGUAAUAUUUUUUUCUUUGGAUAAUGUUAAAUAAAAAAUAAGAUGCUGUAUUCCAUCCGUAAAUUAACAGGAUUCAAUCACAAGAAGAGACCAACUUUGUUGAUAUUUCUCAGAAACUGCAAAAAUGUCAUAAGCAUGCAAAUCAAUGUAUAUGCAUAAAUUCUUUCUUAUUAUUAGCUUAAUUGGUGCAUGUGUAUCACCCAAAACAGUGUUAGACAAUAUCUGUGUUUACAGUGUCCUAGACAGAGGUGCUGCAUAAACUGUAAAAUAUAAAUACAGAUAUAUUUUUUGAAAUUCUGUAUUAGUAACCUUAAAGAGAAAACAUUUGUUGCCAGCUACUCUGAGCACUCUGUUAGUGUUUUCACUGCCAUCGAAUUAGGUAUAUAUGAAAAGAAUUAUUAGGAAAACACUGCUUUUAGUUAAAGGUAUAUGUAUACUAUUGUUUUAUGUUUCUGAGUGAUUAAUCUUGCUGCAUUUCAUAUAAAAAUUACUACAUUAUUAAAAAUUGACAUUGGCUUACUAGA